Messenger RNA from Cornus florida, 666 nucleotides. Its product is annotated as cysteine-rich receptor-like protein kinase 10. The record is from RefSeq and is a predicted model, not a curated record. The transcript has 3 exons. Gene Ontology annotation, biological process: protein phosphorylation. Lineage: Eukaryota; Viridiplantae; Streptophyta; Magnoliopsida; Cornales; Cornaceae. The coding region runs from base 1 to 666 and encodes 221 amino acids. Gene Ontology annotation, molecular function: protein kinase activity; ATP binding.
AUGAAUGUAGAUCCCGAAAAACAAAGACAAUGGGAUUGGUCAAGACGUUAUAAUAUUAUAGAAGGUAUAGCCAGAGGGAUGCUUUAUGUUUAUGAAGAUUUCCAGCCAAGAAUAAUUCAUCGUGAUCUCAAAGCUAGCAAUAUUUUGUUAGACCGGAAGAUGAAUCCUAAAAUUUCAGAUUUUGGCACGGCAAAGAUUUUUGGUGUGGAUCAAUCUCAACGAAAUACAAGAACAAUAGCUAGGACAUUUGGUUACAUGCCUCCAGAAUACAUAAUGCAUGGAAAGUUUUCUGUGAAGUCAGAUGUGUUUAGUUUUGGUGUUUUAGUUCUAGAGAUUAUAAGUGGCAAGAAGAAUAGGUAUUUCCAUCAAUCAAGCUCUGCUGAGAGCCUUUCGAGUUAUGCUUGGAAACAAUGGAGAAAUGGGACACCAUUGGAAUUGAUGGAUUCAACAUUGAAGAACUCUUAUUCAAGAAAUGAAGUGGUCCGAUGCAUCCAUAUAGGCUUGUUGUGUGUUCAAGAAGAUAUGGUAGCGAGGCCCUCUAUGGCAUCUGUAAGUGUCAUGCUCAACAGUCUUUCUGUUAGUCUACCAUUGCCUCUAGAACCUGCAUUCUUUGUUCACAGCAGAACAGAGUACUUGAGCUCGCCAAAUGGAUUUAAGUCGAAUUAA